AUGAGACUCUUAGAGAAGAUUAAAAUAAACUCCCAACAAAGAUGGAUGGUAUGUUAUAAACUUGGUGGAAAGUAUGAAUGUUCUACGUUAAACCUCAAUAAUAUUGGAACAUUACUACAUCAGCUCUUGAAGGAGAACUUUAUAUCAGAGAUAGAAGCAAAUGCCGCAGGUAUUGUUGAAAUGCACUAUGACUUCUUCUUGACAAACAUAAAGAAUCUUACUGAAAUAAAGAUGUAUGAUUUAACAGAAUAUGAAGGCUUAACGAUGUCAGAUGUUAAGAAAGGAAAGCCACAGAAGCGACCAUAUAGAGAUGAAAGCACACUGACAGAAAGACAGAAAAGAUUAUUGAACAGACUUAAACAAACAGGAGAUAAACAAGAUAUAGAUGACUUCUGGAAUGAAAUCCUUGGUGAAAAGAAGUUUUAUAAGAAGAGAAGCGGUCAGUUCUGGAAGUAUCUUUGCACGUUACCUAUAAAUCUUGAACGCUACCAAAUCUUCAAUGAACUGAACAAAAGAACUGCAGCACUUAUGACAGAGGACAAUUGUUUCGUUUAUGCUUGCAUUCAGGCUGGAGUAAAUGAAGAAACUAUUGACCACAUGAGAGAAGUCAUUCGUGUUAGAGACUUUCCUCAAAGUAAAGUACAAGAAAUUUCUGACGCAACAGGUAUAGCAUUUAAUGUUACCAUUGGUUACUUCAAUGACUCAAGACAUAAUGAAAUAAAGAGAUACAUACCAAAAGAAUGUAAAACUGUUCGAACUAUUGACUUACUUCUU
Molecule: messenger RNA, 774 nt
Organism: Trichomonas vaginalis G3
Lineage: Eukaryota; Parabasalia; Trichomonadida; Trichomonadidae
Product: organellar and viral DNA polymerase type B
Exons: 1
Source: RefSeq, a predicted model, not a curated record